UUACAGUUUGCCAAACAAUGCACUAAGAUUGACUUUGAUUUAAAAGAUAAAUAGAUACAGGCGUUGAAAGAAUUAGGUUUAAAUUAGCGCGAGGUUGAAAGUAGUUCCUUCCCAACAAUCAACAAUCAAAUAUGGCUGCCUCCGUAUUACGUCCGAGGUUAUUGUCGAGUGCGGAGACAUCCGAGUAGUUCCGAGUGUUAUCAUUGCGUUGGGUGAUGUUUAAUGUGUACACCACUUAACCAUCUUUGUGAUGUAGACUUACAAUUUUAGGGAAAGAAGUGGGAAUUUAGAUAAUGAGAUGGUGAAGUAAGACCAGUCAUUGUCAAAACCAUAAGCAUGAGGUGGGGUAGGACAGCCAUUCAAGUAGCUGCUGCUUUUGCAGUAGUGCUGGUGAUAAUAUACUUUAACCAACGGUUAACUUUAUCAUUAAGGCCACUAGGGGUGAAGAUCACACAUUUAACAGAUGUGUCAAGGGAAAAUACAAGAGAAGUUCAAGGGAGUCAAUCAUCAAACCUUGAUAAAGUUGCUGUGGUUGUAGCAAUGGACAAAGUUGAAACUGCAGAAAUAAUAAAACACAAGAGCCAGGCAGCUCUUAUGGCCAAUGUGCCUUUUUUCAAAACUCUUCUCCAUAGCUUCUGUCUAACAGCAUCUCUGGGGUUUGAGUACAAUUUUUACAUUGGGUUCCUCCACACGGAUGAAGAUUUCAAGAAAAGUGGUCAGAUGCUUAUAGAAUCAUUUGUGCAGACCAUGAACCAUUCCUGGUCGCAUUCUGUCAAGGCAACCUUGGUCUUUGCAGCAGUGCCGAAUUUUGAAAACAAAGCACUGGCUGUUAUUGACACCAUGAGGUUAGCAUUUAUGCAGAAUAAUAAUUAUUUUUAUCUAGUUGAUUCUAAGAUGAAAAUGGAAAGUAAAAGAUGGACGGAGAAUUUCACUGAGAUGCUUUCAAAAAGUCGCCCUGCUGCAAAUUUAGGGAUUGUGCUACCUUCAGUGGCCAGCAUUGAUGCAAAAUCUCCUAUUCCAUUUUCAUUCGUGCACAGAAGACAUUUUGACAUUUUUGGUCUUUUUUACUUAUUUGAAGCAAGAAAGUAUGGAGACUGGUGGUUGAAACAAGUGUAUGACAACAAGUAUUUUGUUAACCCAGAAGUCAAAGUUAGUUGUGAAAAGUCCACCAUCACUGUAGCAAUCCCAGCUGGUGCAGAACUAGAUGCCAUGAAUGCUGUUGUGAAAUCCAGUAAACAUCUCAUAGAUAGAUGGGUGGAGGGUGCCCAGGUAAAACCUAAUGCAAAUCGAGUUAUUUCAUUUUCACUUUAUGGAGACAGUCCACGCUAUGCCUUUGGUGCCAUUAGAAAUGCACAGUUAGCUCGUCUUUUUCUUCCCCAGUGGACUGCCAGAUUUUAUGUUGUGGGAAAGGGGACAAAAUAUCCUACUCCAGGUGAAGGCACUGUUCAACACUUAAAGAGACUUGGGGCUGAAAUUUUAACUCUAGAUGCAGGAACUGUAAACAAACUGGCACCCAUGCUAUGGAGGUUUUUACCAGGAGAUGAUUCAAGGCUUGAAGCUUACAUUGUUCGAGAUACAGAUAGCCGCCUCUCAGAACGUGAGGCCAAUCUCAUUCAAGAGUGGAUGACAGCAGAUACUGCAUUUCAUUGUAUUAGAGAUCACCCAAGUCAUGGGAACUAUGCAAUUUCAGGGGGGUUGUUUGGAGGAAAACCUAAAAAACUUAAGAAGUUACUGGACCACAGUUGGGGGGAGAUGAUGGCAGGGUAUGGUGCUGGCUAUAUUCAAGACAUGAAUUUUCUGAAUGCAGUUAUUUGGCCUAAGGUUAAAACGGACUCCCUAUGUCAUGACAGUGUUUCUUGCAUCAAAUAUCCCAAAACUGCUCCAAUAGUGGCACCUCGGGAUAAAUAUUUCCAUAUUGGCGCAGUUUUUAAUGAGUAUGAUCAGAUGCGUCAGGGGGAUGUUAAUAUCCUAAAAAAUGCUGGUGUGAAUAAAGCAUGUACCAAUUUAGAGAUGUUUAAGCAAAAACAAGGAUAAUUUUAUCUUUAAGAUGUACUGGUAUUAAAGAAAUAUUUAUAUUAUGAUUAUUUUAUGAUGUUUAAAGCAAUUUCUUUAAAGUUCUUGACUUUUUUAAUAAGCACUGCAUGUACAUGACAAAUAUAGUUAAAUAAUAAGAUAUGAUGAAAUUGGGAACUCCCAAUGAUUGUAUGGCUGCCAAAAUUUGUUAAUCCCCUCAUCAACUGUUUUAAUUAUGUGCCAUCCCUAUGCUUCUGUUUUUGUUAAACUUUCACCGUGUAUAUUUUCUUUGGAGCAGUGCUAAUAUCUUUUACUUUGUUCUCCAUACAUUAAUACAUUAUACAUGUAUAUAUCAUUUUUUGUCAUUAUUAGAAUGCAUAGGGUAAGUAAUCUGGUUUGUUCUGAAGUACAAAUCUCUCAAGUUGUCUCCUAUUAUUUUUUUUUGUCACGUUGGACUAUUUUUUAAAAUUAAAAUAAAUGAUUACAUUCCAUUAAAUAGCAUUAUAUAUUUGUUAAUAAUGUAUAUUGUUUUUAAAUAUGUAAAUUGUUAGUAUUUUAAUAGUAACAAAUGGCAGUGUGAUUAAAAUUAAUUUUGUUUGUAAAAACCGUCUUUCACCGGGGCAAUUUGAUUUUAAUCAAUUCUCAUGAAGUACUUAGAAAACUUACAGCUGUUUACAACAUGUGUCAAUGAGAUAGGGGUGUCAAAGAUAGAUACUAUGUUUUCUGUAGACAUCAAGAAGGUGGAUUAGUAGUUUUAUCAGGAAGGAAAGUCCAGGAUAUAAGAAUUGUGUCCCAAUUACAUAAAUUAAAUCAGCUAAUAUAUAAUCAUUUUUACUUUGACUGAGGUCAGUAUGUUAUUUUUUCAGAAGAUGGAAAAGGGAUAUCACUUUUUGAAGUCUGCAAAAAAAUAUAUUGAAAGCAAAGUUUUGUUUUUUUAAUCUAGAAUUGAUUAUUUUUCUUAAACAUUUUAGUUAUUUACUGUGAGUGUUUUUAUGUGAGAAUCCAUAUGUUUUUUUCUAGAAUACUCUUAAAUUUCAUUGUUGUUAAGCUCUGUAAUUUUUCAUUUAUCUAUUCGGAAUUCCUAAUAGAUUUCCUAAGUAAUUGUGUUAUGUAUAUGUUAAGUCUUCUGAACAUGUUAUAAUGGAUUUCAGAAUCAAAAUAAAUUUAUUAUUAUUAUUAUUUCUCAUUGAUUGCUUUGUGAUAUGAUUAAAAACCCAAAUGU
Molecule: messenger RNA, 3235 nt
Organism: Lingula anatina
Lineage: Eukaryota; Metazoa; Brachiopoda; Lingulata; Lingulida; Lingulidae
Source: RefSeq, a predicted model, not a curated record